GAUUACAUAAAAUAACUAAACUUUAUUUAAAUAACGUUUGAGCAGCUUAGUACUUCCGAUUACUUUAGCUAAUCUGAAAUGGUAUUUUUGUUGGUACUGAUGCUGUCAAAAGUACAUUCAUUAAUAAGAAAAUAAUAGUUUAUUUGAUUUCAACUGAAAUAGUACAUGGUUUUUCAUUAUAUUCAUAAUACCAAAUUUAGAAUGUUCAAAACAAGUCUUUUCAAGAUUGUUUUUGAUGCGUUGUGUUUUUACUUUUCUUGCAGCGAAACACUAUUUGAUUUCCACCUUUAAUUCUAGUUUUCAUCUUGUCAAUAAAAAGCUGGAUAAUUCGGAUUUAAAGAAGUAACGUUAUUUUAUUUAUCUUAUAACCAUUUAGAACAUUGCUAAGUUUUUAUAAAAACAUUUUGAACCAAUAUCUGCAUAUUCUUUGCCAUUUUUGUUGUCGUUGUCACUACCUUCUUGUACAUAAACGAAAUACCGAUAGCUGGUUAUGAUAUCACUAGUCUAAAUAAAGAGAGCUGGCAAUGAUUGUGUAUGAAUAUGUAUAGGUAGAAUGUUGUAUUCGAUAGUAUCGAUAUUUAAAACCGUUAAUAAAACUCAUUGUAUAAUAUUAAUUGUUCAAGUUCACUUGACUUACUUACUAAGUCACUCAUAGUGUUCAAUUAAUGAAACAUAAUGAAAUGAACGGUAGUAGUAAUCUAGGCGUAGGCCUAUAUAUCACGAUUUUUAUAUUACAAUUUAGCCUACAGAUCUGUGAAUGUCACUAAAUUAUUGCACAAUAAAUUAAUCACAAAUAACCAUUUUUCACGGUAUAGUUUAUACAUAUACAAGCUUAGGAUUCAAAAAUAAGAGUUUAUAAUAAACAAUAAGUAAUGCCGGUGCAUCAAUAUGGAAUACACUUCUUUCUUGAAGAUAUCUAUACCACUUAAUGGCAAAUUUCGCAAGGAAAAGUUUUAUGUCAUUUGAAACUAGCUCAACAAUAUUAUGAGAAACAACAAAAUAGUAGUGACUAUAGAAACUAAUCUUCUAACAUUACAGAAAUGUUGCAAACAAUGGUUGCGUCGAAGAUCUUUCUUCGCAACAUAUAUCAACAAACAGAUGUUUUUAGCACAUGAUCUUGUUGAGAAGAUAGGAAAGGAAGUAUUAGGGAAGAAUAAGUCCCUUUUUUCGUGUUCUCUCUAACUGCGUGACCAGACAUGGCAAACCAACGUUUGUAUUUCAACUUUAUUAUUUCUGUGCAUACUUAUGCAUUAUUAUUCAAUAUAUCAAAUUAGUGUAUGAGAAUCCUGAUUAAUUUGGUAUAAUAUUUGUCCUAUUUAAGUUUUAUUUUUGAUAGCAAAAGUUUGAUUAAAUAUAGAUGAUUGCAAAAUCGACGAGUAACUAGCCGUUCAACAUUGGAGAAACGUUUUUAGUCACUAGUCGUCUAACAAAUGGUGUGUUAAUCUUUUUGAUCCCAGCCAAUAUUCCCAAAUCAUCUCCUAAAAAUCCUGACAUGUGUGGAUAAAAUAGUUAAAAUGCAGCUCUAUUUUGCACGUUUUGCAUACAUUAGUAAACAAGUAUUUUUCAACCAAUUUUCAAGAUCUAAUUUUUUUAUUCAGCAUUAAAUGUACUAACUUAUAAAGUAAUAACAUUAAUAAUAAGUUAUUCAUAUUUAGGAUAGACUUUAAUGAGCGGCCUACACUUGUUAUUCGGUUGUUUUUAUUGAAUGUAUUGAUUGUUUCUAUAAAAUGAAUAAUUCAAUAUUACAUUUAUUUCAGUAGUACAAUUUAUAGGAAUUUUUACUAACUAAAUUCACAUGAUAAACAUGUUUAAAUAAUUUAAAAUUAAACAUUCUACUUAGAAAAAUACGCCUGUUUCCAGCAUGUAAUUCAUAUAAAACUUUUUUCCUUAAAGAUUCUGGUACAAUCACACGGUACACCCACGCUGUCUUACUCCACAGUUAAUUAACUCUGUCUUAGGAAAUAAGCCUUUAGUACAUUGUUUUCACGGUUUACUGGCCAGCCGUGUAAAACAAAGCCUAAGAUUUUACUAAGCUCUGGAUCUAUACUGUUUUUUUUCCUAAUAUCCUGAAAAUUUAAAGGGAUUUCAUUGUCCUUCAAAUAUUUAAGGGAAGUACCAACAUAAUACAUCUUAUCGGUUGUGUUCUAUGGUUGAUUGAAGUCCUGUUCAUUUAAAGGUAACCUAGAUAGGCCAUCAGUAUGACCAUUCGUUUCAGAUCCUACAUAUUCAAUGUUAAAAUCGUAACCAGAUAAAAAUAGUAUUGCAAUCUACUGCAUAAUCAUUUAACCCUUUCUUAGGACCAAAGAUGGAUAACAAUGGUUUGAAUGGUUUGUGAUCUAUUAUCAAUGUAAAUUUCUUACAAAACAAAUACUGGUUGAAUUUCAUAAUAGCAAAGACAAUCGCUAAGGCUUCCCUAUGCUUAGUACUUGAGUUCGGCUGAGGUAAAUGACCUCGAAGCAAACAGAUGGGUCUCUCAGUACCAUCCGCUUCCACUUGGUUAAUAACAUCACUAAUGCCAUUAUUGCUUCAACUAUCUGGUUACAAGCGUAAUGGUAACUCUGGAUUAUAAUGUGCUAAAAUAGGCGCUGGCUCUCAUUUUUUUCUUAAUAAAUUCAAAUACCUGUUUACAAGCAGUGUUCCAAAUAUAUACAGUGUCCUUUUUCAAUAGUUUAAACAAUGGUACAGUUAAGGUAGACAAGUUUGGUAGAAACUUAGCAUUAAAAUUUACUAAACCUAAAAAACCAUAUAGUUUGUUUACAUUCUCCGGUUCCGGAGCCUUCAGAAUUGCUUCAAUUUUACUAGGUGAGGUUUUUAACGCUGCUUUACUAAAUACAUAACUUAAGGAAAACAAAAAACAGGAUAACAAAAAAAUCUGACAUUUGUUUUUACUGACUGUUAGGCCUUUAUUACUUAAUUGGUUACAUACUUCUUUUAGUCUAGCUAAGAGUUCAUCUGGAUUUUUCCCUGUUACUAGAAUAUCAUCUAGAAAACACUACUCCUGGGAUUCCCAUUAAUAACUGUUCCACAAUCGUUUGGAAUAUUUCUGGUGCCGAAGAAAUUCCAUACGGUACUCGGUUGUACAUAACUAACCCCUUAUGGGUGCUAACUGCACAUAACGUCUUUGAGUAGUCAUCUAAGCUAAUUUGAAGAUAAGCUUCAGACAGAUCAAUUUUAGAACAAGUUACACCUUCCUGUAAAGAAUUCAAUAAAUCAUAGAUUCUCCACAUGUUUUUAUCCAUUUGUUUUUAGUGAUCAACGGAUUAUCCAUAAUUGUCGCUAGAUUAUGACGUAACUAGAGGAGAGAGUCGCAUGUGAAGAUUAGCCAUCUCCAACAAUGGUUAUGAAACAAUGAUUGGUAAAAGUAGUAAUGUACGCUGUUUUCAUCAGGAGUAUGGAAUUGGUGGAGGCUAUUAAGCUGGGGGACAGAGGACUGUCAUAGCAAGUUGGUACACUGAAUAAUGCUUACCAGAAGUUUUUCCAGCUUGAACAAUAAGGGUUUAGUUUUGCAUCACAGCAAUGCCUCUUCUUACACUGCAUUGAUGUUAGAGAAGACUGCUGUGAUCUGGCAGGGCUGAGUGUUUAUUUUAUUGUAUCAAAAUAAUAUGGAAGGGGACAAAAACCUACCAUCACACGUCAGUUACUGGCUAACAGCCUCGUCAAAGAACGAUUGUUUCUUUGUCUUGGGAUCUGAAGAAAAACAGACUGAAAGGAUUGGAGCAGUAAAAAUAUUUCUGAUGGGAUACAGUGUGCCUUUACGGAACAUGCUUGAAGACAGUGAAUUGGCUGAACGGGGAGACAUGAGAGUUGUUGAUAUUGAACCAGGAACAUUUAGGAUUUUCUUGAAGUGUGUUUAUGGUGGAAGUGAUGUCAUAAUACCAAUGCUUUCUUUUCAGGAGAGUGUUGACCUAUUGUAUGUAAUGGAAAAGUAUCUAGUAGCUGAGUUUAUACCUAGAGUUGUAUCACAUAUCAUGCUUAUACUUCCAUUGUGGCUGAAAUUUACAAUAACCUAAAUGAAGUUGAAAGUGAAGAUGUAGUAGUUCUUAUAACAGGUACGAAUGAUGUAUCAAAAAAUGAAUCAUUGGAAGCUGUUCAAGAAAUUUCCAGUCUAUUAGAAUUUAAUAGUAGGCCUACUUGCAAUAUUAUACUUGUAGACUUGCCAAAAAGGCAUGACUUAGUGAACUGGUCAUGUGUUAACACUGAAGUCAACAAUACAAAUUUUGCUCUAAAAGAACUGUGUGACAAACAUAAAAAUGUUACUCUAGUUAAGGCUAGCACGGCAGAGAGAACACUACAUACAAGACAUGGGUCGCACUUGAAUUUAAAAGGGAAAAAGUGGCUGGCUAAUAAAAUUGUGGAAAGUGUUAGGCGUAUGUCAGUAGGCCUGGUUUGUCCCAACCCUAGUGAAACUACUCAUUCGGAAAACUCCAGACAUUCUGUAAGGAGCCCUCUAAAAUAACUUCAAUUAAUUUCUUACAUCAGAAUGUACAGUCUUUAUCAAAUAAAGUUCAGCUGCUUGAACAGAUUUUAUCUGAGUAUGACAUAGAUUUUCUGUGCAUAACAGAACACUGGAUGUCGGAAGACGAGUUAAACGAGUACUUACUUAUUAAUGAUAGGCUACUAGUGUCUAAUUUUUGUAGAACAACUAUUGGUCAUGGAGGGACUGCUAUUUACUCAAGAUACUCUUCUCAACAAGUAAAGGUAAAUCAAGCAAUUAAUAGUUUGUCAGUUGAAUUGGACUGUGAUCUGUGCUGUGUUGAAGUUGUUGACCUGGACCUAGUGCUGGUUACAGUUUACAGGAGUAUGAAUGGAGAUUUUAUUUCUUUUCUCAAUACAAUGGAAAAAGUACUAUCAUAUAUUAAUAGACUUGACAAAAAAUCUAUAAUUUGUGGAGAUUUUAAUCUAAAAUUUUUAACUAGUGAUAAAGACGCAGACCAGUUUGUGAACCUGUGUCUUACUUAUGGCCUACAACUGACCAUUCACGAACCUACUCGAGGUAAAAACUGCUUAGAUAAUUUUUUUACUUCUUUGACCUUACAAAAUUGUACUGCUACAGUUAUUAACUGUCAUGUGAGUGACCAUUUGGGACAGCUAUUAAUUGUUAACAAUACUUAUAAGGAAAAUAGCUCUUAUCUUGCUAAAAAAGAACUGUCAUAUAUGGGUCCUAGCUUAAAGACUGUUCCUAUUCUAAGUGACUCUAACAUCAAUGUAUUCAGAUUUUACCUUGCCAAAGAAAAAUGGAGUGAUAUUUUAUUUGCUAAAACUAGUGUAAAUGAAAUGUUCAAUGCUUUUAUGCUCACAGUUCGGUAUUACUUUAAUUUAAGCUUUAAUAAACAGGUUAAGAUUAAAAGGAAAAAUACAGUAAAUAUUGGUUCUAAGGCUAAUGUAGAGUGGUACACUGAUGAGCUGUGUGCUAAAAAAGAUAGGCUUCACUUACUUUAUGAACAUUUAAAAUCUUCAAAAGGGCAUGAGUUUGAAAUGUAUAAUGUAUUGUACAAAUCUGAAAAAAAAGAUUAUCGCAAGCAAAUUAAACACACAAAAAAACAAUAUAAUUCUAAACUAGUAAAGGAGUCAGGAAAUCAGAGCAAAACCCUUUGGCAGAUUGUAAAUAAAAGUAGGAAAGGUGAAACUAAAACAAAAGACCCAAAUAUUUUUUCAUCAGAUGAAUAUAACAGGUUUUUUAUUAACAUUGCCAGUAAUGUAAAGCCGAAAUUAAACAGUGUAGCAGCUAAUGGGCUUAAAGCAAUGCAGUAUGUAAAUAAUUGCAAGGUACCUGAGCAUAAGGUAGGGUUAAGUUUUAGCUAUGUAACUGAAAAAAUUGUCUUGGAUGCAGUUAGUCAUUUGUCUAGUAAGUAUAGUAAGGACCAUUAUGGCUUGAGUAACGUUUUACUGAAAAAAAUAAUAGAUUGUAUUUUGAAUCCUUUGACAAGGCUAAUCAAUUUAUGUUUGGCCCAAGGAAUUUUCCCAGAUUGUUUAAAAAUAAGCAAGGUCAUUCCUAUAUUUAAGAAAGGUAAAAAAGAUGACUUGAAUAAUUAUAGGCCUAUAACGGUAGUUCCUGUCUUUUCUAAGGUCUUAGAGUUAAUCAUAGGCAAACAAUUAAUGGUUUAUUUUGAAUUGAAUAGGCUAAUAUGUAACAAUCAGUUUGGCUAUAGAAAUGGGUUAUCUACCACACAUGCCCUUAUAAAGCUAGUUGAGGGUAUACAUGAUUGUUUUGAGGGUAAGGACCUUGCUGCGGUCACGUUCUGUGACCUCAGCAAGGCCUUUGAUUGUGUUUCACACGAUCUUAUAGUUUCUAAGCUUGAGUAUUUUAGGGUAAAGGGUGUGGCUCUUCAAAUCUUUCAAUCCUACCUUGAGAACAGAGUACAAUAUGUACAAGACAGUAAUGAAUCCUCAUGUCUCUUGCCUGUCACGUGCGGUGUUCCGCAGGGAUCUGUUUUGGGUCCUUUAUUAUUUAUUAUUAUGGUUAACGACCUCAGUAGUAAUAUUCCUGCGGAGAUUAUUCUCUAUGCAGAUGACACUACUGUCUUAAAUAGGCAUGAUAGUGAAAGUCUGGCAUUAGAAAAUGCUAAAUAUAAUCAAACCCUCAUUGAGAAUUGGUUGGCUGCUAACGAACUAGUGUUAAACAAGGAAAAAACCAAAACUGUACUUUUUUCUCUUAAAGAAAAAAAUAUGAACUUAGAUAGUCCAAUGUUCUUGGGAUUAACUUUAGACCCAACCCUUAAUUGGCACCAACACAUAUCUGUCCUCAAAAGUAGGCUUAGUAAAAGCAUUUACGCUUUAAAAAGGUUAAGUGGUGAGUUGGAAAGGGAAGGCCUAAGGCAGGCCUAUUUUGGUUUAUUUCAUGCCCAUAUGUCUUAUGGUUUAAUAGUAUGGGGUGGUGCUCCCAAGUCAGAAGAUAUAUUUGUUGCACAAAAAAAAGCUAUAAGAGUAAUUACUGGUUCCCAUAGAUUAGCCCAUUGUAAACAAUUAUUUAUUGAAUUAAGAAUAUUGACUUUACAUUCCCUAUACAUAUUUCAGUGUCUCAUGUACUUGAGAGCUAAUUUAGACAAGGUACAUACAAGAAGCUCCAUUCAUUCCCACAAUACUAGAUCUGCAAAUUUAAUUAAUUUACCACAAAAUAGGCUAUUAAAAAGUGAAAGAAAUCCCAUAGUUAUAUCAAGCCGAUUAAUGAAUAAGUUACCCGACACAGUCAAGAAUUUAGAAAAUGAUAAAUUUAAAAUCUGUAUCAUAAAUUUUUUAUUAAAAAAUCCGUUUUAUAAAGUGGAAGAAUUUCUUUCUGAGAGUUGGUCCGAAUUGGAUUUUAGCCUGACCUGACGCUUUCAAAGAAUCUUUUGUCACUUUGUGCUAAACAAAUAUAUGUUUAAGUAAAAUAAUAUCUAUUUAUUGUAAUGUCCAAUGUGUUGUUUAUUAUAAUGUUUAAGUUAGGCCUGUUGUAAUUUAUAAAAUGCUAUUUUGAUUAAAAUAUUUACUAGUAUUGUAAUACUAUAUUGCUGUUAUUUAUAUUAUAGGGCCUACUGUAGUCUUAAAAUAGUCCAUUGGCUUAGGUUAUAUUUAUGUAAACAAUGGCUUGUGUGUAGAAAUAUUAAUCUCAUAGUUACAUGACUUGCCUAUGUAUUCUAUGGAAUAUCUUGUGGUGAAUAAAGAUUCUAUUCUAUUCUAUUCUAUUCUAUUCUAUUCAUUGACAUUUGAAAAUAUAUUUAUAGCAAUUUCAAAUCCAGUUUGUUUCCUGUACAAGAAGUUGGAAGAUGCUCUUUUAAAAAUACUUGAACGCGAUACAGACAAUAUUUUUUCCUCACCAAUGUUCUUACAGCUGGAUACCACAGCGUUGCAGCAGAUUGUUAAGGCUAAACAUCUGAGUACAAGUGAGGUACGCGUUUGGAUAGCUGUUGUAAAAUGGGGCAAACAUGCAGCCAACUCUAAAAAUGGCGAGGAUGUGAGAAAUCACAUACUUUCCCAUCUCAAGUUUAUUCGUUUUUGCACAUUUCCAUGUACAAAAUUUUGCGAAACUGUAAUUCCCACAGGUAUACUAACUUGUGAGGAAGUUAACGAGAUAUGCAAUUAUUUUGGUACAGGUGACGCUCCGGAUUUGGAGUACAUUUGUAACAACACUAAUCCUCGAGUUGAAUCUGAAACAAAAAUAACUUUUGUUCAUGUUGUAAAAGACAUAAAUAAUGCCAAUGAAAAAUAUAGUGUGUCUAAAAAAUACCUUUUUCACAACUGUUACUGGUAUAUCACAGUUCAAUCAAAUGAUAAAAUAGAUUUAGAAGUUUAUAUGAAUUGUAUAGGGAUCUCAAGUGAUACUUCUUGGGAGGUCCAAGUAGAUUGUAAUCUUUCUCUGAUAAACCAGCAAAGCAAGGGGAAUUUGAGUAAAUCCUUAAAAACGAAAUUUUCUAAUAUAAAUAGUGUUUGGGGAUUUUCUUCAUUUUAUUCUUGGAACAAUCUCAUAAAUGUUUCAAAUGGGUUUUUACUAGACAACACUAUUAUUAUAAUGGCUCAAGUGAAAUUAAAUGAAUAAGGACAAUAAUAAUUAUCAUGGUUUAUUAUGGAACUGUAGUGUUAUGUCAACCUGUCAUUUUAUGUUAACCAGACUUGUAAUUUGAUUUGUCAAAUAUAUUAGUAAUUCAUUGUGCUUUCAUUAGUAUAAGUUGGCUACUGUGUUUAAAUGAUACCUACAUAUUAUAAAAUGGUUGAUAAUUUCCAUUGUAAUGUGAAGUAAAGAAUUUAUGAAAACAAA
Molecule: messenger RNA, 8731 nt
Organism: Homalodisca vitripennis (glassy-winged sharpshooter)
Lineage: Eukaryota; Metazoa; Arthropoda; Insecta; Hemiptera; Cicadellidae
Exons: 2
Coding region: 4570-7311 (913 amino acids)
Biological process (GO): neurogenesis
Cellular component (GO): cytosol
Molecular function (GO): catalytic activity; protein binding
Source: RefSeq, a predicted model, not a curated record